This is a messenger RNA of Myxocyprinus asiaticus (Chinese sucker), 3947 nucleotides long. Its product is annotated as protein phosphatase 1 regulatory subunit 26-like. The record is from RefSeq and is a predicted model, not a curated record. Gene Ontology annotation, biological process: negative regulation of phosphatase activity. Lineage: Eukaryota; Metazoa; Chordata; Actinopteri; Cypriniformes; Catostomidae. The coding region runs from base 181 to 3768 and encodes 1195 amino acids. The transcript is spliced from 4 exons. Gene Ontology annotation, molecular function: protein phosphatase inhibitor activity.
ACGAGACUGCUGCGAGCGCGACCCCGUAUGUGAACACUAACAACUGUGAAGAAAUACAAAAGGAUCUUUUACACACUUCAAAAUCAAAGCACCGGCUGUUCAUCGGUCAUAAGAAUGUGAACAAGAUAACUGGUGGAGCUUCUCCAUGCACCUACAUCCCUUCCAUUCAGACCUUCUAGAAUGUUCCUGAAGACGGUUCCUCCGGUGUUGGCUAUUCACGCAGAAUGGAGAUCCAGUAAAAGCUGCAGCCUGCCUUUGUUUUUCAAUGACAGUGCCUCUGACAGCGACCUCGCCUCUGCUAGCGGCACCCCCUUCCCACAAAAGAUCCAGAUGAUCAUAGAGAGCCUCCACAGCACCCAGUCUUCGGACAUGAGCGAUAACGUGCAGACCGAAAAGGCUGCUCACUCCAGCCAUGAGACUGGCUUCAAGAGUCAAAUGCGAGUCAUGGACAUGUCAGUGAUAUCCCGGCGACAAGGUACAGAAACUAAACUAUGGAAUGCCGGGUCUGAUACUGGAGAAGAUUCAGAUAGUGACGACUCUGUGGACAGGGGCAUUGAGGAGGCGAUCCAGGAGUACUUGAAGGAGAAAGUGGACCAUAAGCGCAAAGGGGAUCCUGUGACAAGUCCAUCCCCAGCGCCCAAACUUCAGCGGAGGGAACCAAGUGUGCCAGACGCUGCCAAACAGCAUACACAUUCCAGUAGCGGCAAGGUGCUAACUGCUAGCAAUCAUAUCCAGAAAGCUUCAACUGGUGUGCUACCCUUAAAGAAGAAAGUCAAAAAGAAAAAGCUAAGCAAAGAAAAUCCCUUUAAGAAAACAGACACUAGUAAAGUGUUGCCCAUGAAAAUUCCUCCUCCAUCCAGAGGUAAAAAAGGAUCUUCCUCGUCUUCUGAAAUGGACAGAUCUCCAUCUCGUCUUGUCAUAAAGGAAGAGGAGGAAUGGCUCGAUUCAAGCAGCGACGAUGGAAUCGAAGAGGAGAUUCAGAGAUUCCAGCAGGAGAAGAAAGAUAAACAGGCAGGUGGAAAAGAUGCCUUGAGAUCCUCGCAAAAAAAUGACGACUCUGAUUCCAGCAGCGAAGAAGGUAUUGAGAAAGCCAUCUGUUGCUUCCAGGAAGAAAAACACCAGCAGAAGAAAAAGAAAAGUCCUCUUAAACCUGCCCAACUUGUGCCUGCACAAUGUAGCAAACCAGACAUUGUUUCUCCUGAACACACAAGCAUUCAACCACUCAAAACAAUGUCCAAGAAGAACAAGAAAAAAGUGACAGCCAAGAAGUCUGAUCACCCUACACCACUGGCCGUAAGCCACUUUUUAAACAAGUGUUCCUCCCAGAACUCCAAAGUUAGAGGGUUUACAGUGUCCCCUAUGAACCUCAAGCAAACCCACACGGAACAUCAGAUCAGCACCAGUUUGAAGGUUAAUACUGCUGAGCUGAUGUGUGCAGAAGCCAUUUUAGACAUCUCAAAGACAGUCAUGCCCGAGGAGUUUGAUUCCAACUUAAGCAUCACUAACAGAAAUUUGCUUCAGACUCCAACUUUCCUGCCUAUUGCACCAUCUGAUGAUAAAAGUGAAGACAGCUCUGUUGACAGUGAGGACGGAAUCGAACAGGAGAUAAGGAAAUUUUUGGAGCUGAAAGCAAAGAUGAAUAAAGAGCCACCAACGACAACCGCCGCACCUUCACCAGGUUUAGGAGAUCCUAUGGCAGGUAAAGAGCCAAAGAAAAAGAUGAAGGAAACCCAGCCAAAUAAAGUCGCAAGGCUCUCCUUGUCAAGGAAACGUAAAUUCAAAGAGGAGCAAAGUAAACUUUUCAGAGAUGGCGACAUGGUUUGUAACGUUAAAGAGGAGCCAUCUGGGAAACUUCUGGUCCAUAGUGACGCCACCAGAUCUCAAAUUUCAUCCGCUGAGCAUUCUACCAUGACAUCACAUUCAAGCUGUCUAACUGGCGGGAAAAAUAACAAGCCAAAACAGACCUCUCCUUCUCGUAAGAUUACAGAUGUUUCCAUACCCAAAGGCAAAGGUUCGAGGUACAGUUCGUCCAGCCCAACUAAUUCUUCAAGGACUUUAAUUGGCUCAGAGAGAAAUGACAGCAGUGACAAAAGCAGCUCAUUGGACAGCGACGAGGAUCUGGAUGCUGCAAUUAAAGACCUGCUUAAGACAAAGAAAAAGGUGAAAAAGAAAGUGAGGGACAUAAACGCAAGAAAAGGUGUCAGAACUUUAGAGACAUCGUCUUUGGAUACGAAACAUAAACCUUCCAAAGAAAAGAAAAGCAUCCCACCUGCUAAGGCUGUUAAAUCAUGCGUUUUAAAAGGUGGCAAAGAAACACUGAACGUUCAAGCUAAAGACAAGGGUUUCAAAAGCAAAACAGUUAAGAGCAAAUCAGAAGUCCAAGAAAGCCUCACACGCACAGACAGAGUCACAGGAAAUGGUGGAAUUCUCAAUGCAAGUACCCCAGAUUGUGACUUACCCUCUUCCAAUCCACGUGCAGAUGACGUUCCAGAUGAAGACAGUUCUGUGGACAGUGACGACAGCAUUGAGCAAGAAAUCCGAAGGUUUUUGGCUCAGAGAGCCAAAGUGGUCGCACCUACAGCUGCAAGCAUCAAACAAGAAGAGGAUGUAGGAGAAUCCUUGACCUCAACUGCAGAGUUUGGUGUUAAAUCAGAACAUCAACAGAUUCCAGUCGAAACACUUCUGUCUGCUUCAACAGAAGCUUCUGGUAGACUACGGAAUGAUGAAGAGUGUUGGGAACAGGAAUCCAUGGUUGCUCAAAGACAAAUGGACUCACCUGCUGAAUUCGAUAAGGGACCAGUUCUCACACCAGGCAGCUCUUGCAUAAUGGGUUUCAGGAGGACUGUAAGUCAAAAAUUUGAGAUCUCAACCACAAGAGAUCCCAAAAAUAGCACCCCCUCCCAGGAAGGAAAAGAUGUAUUUUCCAAUAAGGCCACUCCAGCAAGUGAUACCAUCAUAUCCACCUUCUUCCCAACGCCCUCUGUCGGCUCAGGAAUGCCCCAACACCAGAACCUGUUCCUGAUGAGGCCCGUCAACAGCAGUAUGAGCGAAGUUAAGGAAUGUUCCUCAACAGACUGUAAGGAACUUGCCUUCAGCCAUCAGAGUAGAUUAGCUCCUAGGACACCUUUGAAGGACGUCAUCAGCUCUAUUUGUCCCUCACCAGCCUCCAAAACGAAACCUCCCAUGAACUUCCCAACAGAGAAUCCUGGGGUUGCCACAGGUGACCUCUCGACCCCUAGGAGCAGGACAGAGGGGCUUAACCUACAUAAUCACAUGAAGACGGAAAAAAGGGACAGAUACCUAUCUGAUAAACCACACUUGUCCCCAUCUGUCUCUCACUUGUGCCAGCCCUCACCUGUACUGCAGCCCAUCCUGGGCAGUAGUGAAACCCAGGUAGAGCGGGACCAGACAGUGCAAAAGUCAAACCCCCUGCAGGUCAAACAAACUGAGACUAGUGAGUCCAAAACAAGUUUAGAAGAAAGACACAGGGAGGGAGGAAGUGAUAGCAAAGAAGAGAAAGUCCAGGCAAGAGAGGAGCAAGAAGAUGAGGAACAGAAAUGUGUUGAUGAGACAGAUGUAGAAUCAGAUAAGGAAAGUAAAGGUCAGAAGGUAAAAGGCAGGAGGAAGCAGCUUCCCAAUCAGAAUUUGUCCACAUCUGUAGAUCCAGGGUUUUUACUAAGUCCAUAUAUCGCCCUGGAUACAGAGGAAAGGUGUCUGAAAUUUCAAGCAAGAUGCCUCCAAAUUCAACAACAGCUACAGAUGAACUGAAGCCACUGGAAGCUUUUCUGAAAAGGAAGUUCUUAUGUUCAAAAGAAUAUUGUAAUAUGAUUUAAUUAAUUUAAAAAUAAGAAAAGCUGCAAAACAUUAUGAGUUAUUUAGUUAUUGUUUUAUAAUGGUUUUAGACAAAUUGAAAUUUCUUAUUUUAUGACAGUCAUAAUUUGAAUUGU